Molecule: messenger RNA, 2745 nt
Organism: Xylona heveae TC161
Lineage: Eukaryota; Fungi; Ascomycota; Xylonomycetes; Xylonales; Xylonaceae
Product: Pkinase-domain-containing protein
Exons: 3
Coding region: 1-2745 (914 amino acids)
Biological process (GO): protein phosphorylation
Molecular function (GO): ATP binding; protein serine/threonine kinase activity
Source: RefSeq, a predicted model, not a curated record
AUGGCCUCUGCUAACCCCUCACACGCUGUCAGCCGGCCUGAUAACGAUGGCCAUGACCAAAUUGGCUCAACCGGGUCGACCCCGCCGGCGGGAAUCUCUACCCCUCGCCCCAAUCUCGUGGACAAGAGACUCCCCGGCAUCGCGCACAGCUUCUUUGGACAGGUUCGUAACAGAUCCUCUAGCAAUCCUUCUCCUCCGGGCUCCACAGCUGUAGCCACCCCGGCGGUGGAUACGGGCGUCGAGAGUCAUGAUCCCUUGCACAUACGGGAGGGUGUGGCGGGUGGUGAUUCGAAGCCGCCAGCGGCUUCAAGUUCCCCUGAGCGCCGCGCUGAUGAGGGACACGAUACGGCUCCGCUGUUGCCUCAUGAGGCAUUGGGCGGUAGGCCGCAUCCGGUCUCCUCGCAGGAGGUUGAACCUUCUGCAUAUCCAACCCCUCCAAUCUCCUCCGCCUCUUCCAUGUCCAAAAGCACAAGGGACGAGGACGGCACACGCGUUGAGGCUGGAUCUGCCGGCGGAUCUACCGCGGAAAUGCGUGCUGCAGACCCUGCGUCUGAUCUUUCUUCCUCUACACAAUCUCCAAUGAUGGCGCGGAGAUACACUCUUACCCCGGUCAAUCCCCUGGGCGGCGUAACCACGACCCCUACCGUCCACGCUGCACAUUUGUCGAAUCCCACUUCCCGCUCUUCCUCGACGACACCUGAACAAAAUGCUAGCUUUUCUGCCCCAUCUACGUCUGAUCCUCCUUCGGCUUCUUCGUCGUAUCAUGGACUGAAAAAGCUAACUGACGGCGCGGAUUCUCCGCGCGAUAAGAGUACCCCGCCUCAAUCGCCUCGAGCGUUGUCAGCAGAACACCCAGAACGGCAACAGUCCUUAUCUGUGGGCCCUUCCUCGAACAAGACGAGCGAAAGCCCCUCCAUCUCCUCCACGGCGAAUACCAUUGCCACAAACGCAGCAUCGAGCGUUGGUCCGCCCAAGGGGAAGCUCUCGGUGCUCAUUUCAGAAGCAAGAGGUCUGAGGCCGAGUGUAGAUCCAUAUGUCGUUUGCGUCUUUGAGUGGAAUGAGUACAUCUCCAAGGGCCCCAAGGGGGAAGAGGAGGAGGAAGAGGAGGAAGCGCUAGUGCCGUCGCCCACAAAGGAGGAUCCCGCUCAAGGUGUUGCUAUUCCUCGUCCCAGUGGUGGCGAAGCGGGACGUCCGAUGCCUAUUCCUUCUAGGAGCCGUCAAAGCAGCAAUGCAAACCUGACGGACUAUCAGAUGGGGAAGAAGAAGCUUGUUACUGACCCCAAAUGGGACCAUGAAGCUGUUUUUGACGUCGUGGGAAAGCAUUCGGAGAUUGAGAUCUCGGUCUAUGACCGUGCAAACCACGAGGCCUUCCUCGGCCACGUUCGAUUUUGCCCUAAUCUUAGUGAGCGUGCGUCCGUUUUGGAAAACUGGUUUCAUCUCGAGGGCCGAAACCAUGAGAAGGAGCUUGUUACUGGAGAAAUUUUCCUGCGCCUUGAAUUUCAAAAGACAGAGAAGAAGCAGUACGGUCCGGCCGACUUUCAAAUCCUCAAGCUGAUUGGCAAAGGCACCUUUGGACAAGUGUAUCAAGUCCGCAAGAUUGACACCCAGAGAAUCUAUGCCAUGAAAGUUUUGUCGAAGAAGGUCAUUGUCCAAAAGAAGGAGAUUGCCCAUACGUUGGGCGAACGAAAUAUUCUUGUUCGAACCGCCAAGACAGAGUCGGCUUUCAUUGUCGGUCUAAAGUUUUCCUUCCAGACACCUACCGAUCUUUACUUGGUGACCGACUAUAUGUCCGGAGGCGAGCUCUUCUGGCAUCUGCAAAAAGAAGGUCGGUUCCAGGAGCCGCGUGCUAAAUUCUACAUUGCCGAGCUCAUUCUUGCGUUGCAACAUCUCCAUCAACAUGACAUUGUCUAUCGUGACCUCAAGCCGGAGAAUAUCCUGCUCGAUGCCAAUGGCCACAUUGCGCUUUGCGACUUUGGAUUGUCAAAAGCCAAUCUAGCACAAGACGAUACCACCAACACCUUCUGCGGAACAACAGAGUACUUGGCACCCGAGGUCCUUUUGGAUGAACAGGGAUACACCAAAAUGGUCGACUUCUGGUCACUUGGUGUAUUGGUGUUUGAGAUGUGCUGCGGCUGGAGUCCGUUCUACGCUGAAGACACGCAGCAGAUGUACAAGAACAUUGCCUUUGGAAAGGUUCGCUUCCCGCGGGAUGCUCUCAGCACAGAGGGACGUAAUUUCGUCAAAGGGCUUCUCAAUCGCAACCCCAAGCAUCGUCUUGGUGCAACCAAUGAUGCCGAAGAGCUCAAGAACCACCCCUUCUUUGCGGAUGUGGACUGGGACGCUCUGCUAAAGAAGAAUGUUGUUCCUCCUUUCAAACCGAAACUGAAGUCGCAGCUUGAUACGUCAAAUUUCGACCCGGAGUUCACCAACGUGAUAACUGCAGCUUCUUCUCUCAAUGCUCGCGCGGCUGCAUUUGGUGCAGGUGGGGUUACGGCUUCGACGCCUCUGUCGCCUGGCAUGCAAGCCAAAUUCAAGGGCUUCACUUUUGUGGAUGAGAGCAAUAUGGAUGAGCACUUCCAGCAUCAUGAUCUUGAUAGGAUGGACGAAGAUGACCGCGAAGCCGAUCCCAGCUGGGACCAACCCAUCCCGCAAAAUGGCAAGCUGCAUGAGCGGAUGAGCGGCGUCGUACGAACAGGCAAUCACACGGAAGAUGGCAUCUUCAAUAACGAACACUUUGAAGUAUAA